CGCCUCGGCGCCCGCCCCGUUUUCCCCGCCCCGUCGCCUCCCUCGAUGCCGGCCCCGGAGCUGCAGCAGCGGCGGCCGGAGGGAGGAGGCGGCGCCGUGCUUACCAUCACAGCAGCCGGGGCCGCAUCCAGCAGCGAGGCCGCGCCGGGCCUCCGCAUCCAGCCGCGCUCCCCGGGAAACUGGUGAGAUCAAGAAUUUGGAGCCUGUGGCUGCCAGCUCCUGGCCGCUGUUGGCCCCGGGGUAUCUCCCAGGGUGACCUUCUGCCAUGUUUCACCUGAUCAAAAAGGACAGAGAUGGCUCCAGGAAGGAGAAGAAGGAGAAGAAGGAGAAGAAGGAGAAGAAGGAGAGGAUGUCAGCUGCCGAGCUGAAGAGCCUGGAGGAGAUGAGUUUGCGCCGGGGCUUUUUCAACCUCAACCGGUCCUCCAAGAGGGACGCCAAGAACCGGCUGGAGAUCUCCAACCCCAUCCCCAUCAAGGUGGCCAGUGGCUCUGACCUCCACCUGACUGACAUUGACUCGGACAGCAACCGGGGGAGUGUGAUCCUGGAUUCUGGCCACCUCAGCACGGCCAGCUCCAGCGAUGACCUCAAGGUGGACGAUGGCAACUUCAAGGGGUCGGUGCUGCAGCGGGCUGCCAAGUUUGGCUCACUGGCCAAGCAGAACUCUCAGAUGAUAGUCAAGAGGUUCUCCUUCUCGCAGAAGAGUCGUGACGAAAGCACCUCGGAGACCUCCACACCCUCCGAGCACUCGGCCGCCCCUUCCCCACAGGUGGAAACGCGGACGCUGGAGGUGCAGCUUGCCAAAGAAGGCGGGCUGCCGGCGGGACCUCUCCGCACCCCUUCUGCCUCCCGGACCAGGCUGCCUGAGGUAGUCAGCAAGAGGUUCCCCGCUGAGCUGAAGCUCCCCCUGGUGGUGCCCCCUCAGCCUCCUGUGCCCAGGCAGCUGGAGCUGCAGCGACGCAACACGGGCGACUUUGGCUUCUCGCUGCGCCGCACCACUAUGUUGGACAGGGCUGCUGACGGGCAAGUGUACAGGCGGGUGGUGCACUUUGCUGAACCAGGUGCCGGGACCAAAGAUCUGGCCCUCGGCUUGGUGCCGGGUGACCGGCUGGUGGAGAUAAAUGGGCGCAACGUGGAAAAUAAGUCCCGGGAUGAGAUUGUGGAAAUGAUCCGGCAGUCGGGGGAGACUGUCCGCCUGAAAGUGCAGCCCAUCUUGGAACUGAGUGAGCUGAGCCGCUGCUGGCUGAGGAGUGGGGAGGAAGGGCUGCACCAAGCAGCCUUUGAUCCGGAGCCCGCGACCUCCACCUCUGCACUAGCCCAGGCCAAGACGGAGGAGCAAAUUGCAGCCGAAGAGGCCUGGUAUGAGACGGAUAAAGUGUGGCUGGUCCACAAGGAUGGCUUCUCCCUAGCAAGCCAGCUGAAGACAGAUGCUGCCAGCCUCCUACCUGAGGGGAAGGUCAAGGUGAAACUGGACUAUGACGGGGCCGUGCUCGAGGUGGACGAAGACGAUGUGGAAAAGGCCAACCCUCCAUCAUGCGGCCGUGUGGAGGACUUGGCCAGCCUCGUCUAUCUCAACGAGUCCAGCGUCCUGCACACGCUGCGCCAGCGCUAUGGCGGGAACCUCAUCCACACCUACGCGGGGCCCAACACGGUGGUCAUCAACCCUCUCAGCUCUCCAUCCAUGUACUCCGAGAAGGUUAUGCACAUGUUCAAGGGGUGCCGCAAGGAGGACACGUCCCCCCACAUCUAUGCCGUGGCCCAGGCCGCCUACCGCAACAUGCUGAUGAGCCGCCAGGACCAGUCCAUCGUCCUGUUGGGAAGCAGCGGGAGCGGAAAGACCACCAACUGCCAGCAUGUGGCCCAGUACUUAGCCACCGUGGCCGGCAGCUCCGGGAAGGUCUUCUCAGUGGAGAAGUGGCAGGCGCUGCACACCAUCCUGGAGGCCUUUGGCAACAGCAGCACGAGCUUGAAUGCCAACGCUACCCGCUUCUCACAGAUAAUCUCGCUGGACUUCGACCAGGCUGGGCAGGUGGCGUCUGCCUCUGUGCAGACGAUGCUGCUGGAGAAACUCAGGGUUGUGAAGCGCCCUGCAAACGAGGCCACCUUCAAUGUUUUCUACUACUUGCUGGCCUGUCCGGACAACGCCCUCCGGACAGAGCUUCAUUUCAACCACUUGGCGGAGAAAAAUGUCUUCGGGGUUGUGCCUCUCUCAAAGCCGGAGGAGAAACAGAAGGCAGCCCAGCAGUUCAGCAAGCUCCAGGCAGCCAUGAAAGUGAUGGGCAUCUCCAGUGAUGAGCAGAAGGCCUUCUGGCUCGUCCUGGGGGCUGUUUAUCACCUGGGGGCAGCAGGGGCGACCAAAGACGGCGACGAAGCUGGGAGGAAGCAGUUUGCUCGCCAUGAGUGGGCCCAGAAAGCAGCCUACCUGCUGGGCUGUACGCUGGAAGAGCUCUCCUCAUCCAUCUUCAAGCAUCAGCCCAAAGGGACCCUGCAGAGAUCCACCUCCUUCCGCCAGGCGCCAGAAGAAGCUGCGCUGGCGGAUGGCUCAGGCUCAAAGACGUCUGCCUUGGAGUGCUUGGAGGCUCUUGCCUCUGGCUUGUACUCAGAACUCUUCACGCUGCUCAUCUCCCUCCUGAACAGGGCUCUCAAAUCCAGCCAGCGAUCCCUGUGUUCCAUGAUGAUUGUGGACACUCCUGGCUUCCAGAACCCCGAGAUGGCCGGCCAGAGUCGCGGGGCCACUUUCGAAGAGCUGUGCCACAACUACGCCCAGGAGCGGCUGCAGACACUCUUCCACGAGCGCACCUUCGUGCAGGAGCUGGAGAGAUACAAGGAGGAAAACAUAGACCUUUCCUUAGAUGCCUUAGAGCCCAGUGCAUCUGGCUCUAUAGCCACAGUAGAGCAAGCAUCCCACCAAGCACUGGUCCGCUCUCUUGGCCGGGCCGACGAGGCCCGUGGCCUGCUGUGGCUGCUGGAGGAGGAGUCGCUUCAGCCCGGAGGCAACGAGGAGACUUUGCUGGAACGGCUAUUCACCUACUACGGCCCACAGGAUGGAGACAAAAAAGGCCACAACCCGCUGCUCCGGAGCAGUAAGCGACGGCACUUCUUCCUGGGACACAGCUACGGCACCAACUGGGUAGAGUACGACACCACAGGCUGGCUGAGCUAUGUCAGGCAGAAUCCCGCCUCCCAAAACACCUUGGCUCUGCUGCAGGAGUCUCAGAAGAAAAUAAUCAGCAGCCUCUUUGCGGGCCGAGCUGGGACCACUUUGGUGUUGUCCGGGUCCAUUGCCGGUCUGGAAGGGGGCUCCCAGCUGGCCUUGCGCAGGGCCACCAGCAUGCGGAAGACCUUCACCACGGGGGUGGCGGCUGUGAAGAAGAAGUCGCUGUGUAUCCAAAUAAAGUUGCAAGUGGACGCGCUGAUCGACACCCUCAAGAAGUCCAAGCUCCACUUCGUGCACUGCUUCCUGCCCAAAGCUGAUGGCUGGAGUGGGGACCCCCGGGGGCCGUGUGCGCGACGGGUGAGCACCACCGAGCUGGAUCUCCAUGGGGAGCACUGCGACGCUGGCCUCAUGCAGCUGGAUGUACCCUUGCUGACGGCUCAGAUCCGGGGCUCCCGCCUCCUUGAUGCCCUCCGGAUGUAUCGCCAAGGUUACCCUGACCACAUGGUCUUUGCAGAGUUCCGGCGGCGCUUCGACGUCCUUGCCCCUCACCUGACCAAGAAGCAUGGGCGCAAUUACAUCGUCAUGGAUGAGAAGCGGGCUGUGGAGGAGCUCCUGGAAUCGCUGGAGCUGGAGAAGAGCAGCUUCCACAUGGGCCUCAGCCGGGUGUUUUUCCGGGCAGGGACACUGCCCAAGUUGGAAGAGCAACGGGAUACACAGACGAGCAGGAACAUUGCGCUUUUCCAGGCAGCCUGUCGCGGUUUCCUUGCACGCCAGCAGUUCAAGAAGAGAAAGAUUCAGGACCUGGCUCUCCGCUGCGUGCAGAAGAACAUCAAGAAGAACAAAGGAGUGAAGAACUGGCCCUGGUGGAAGCUCUUCACCACCGUCCGGCCACUCAUCGAAGUCCAGCUCACAGAGGACCAGAUCCGAGGCAAAGAUGAGGAGAUCCAGCAGCUGAAAAGUCGGCUUGAGAAGGUGGAGAAGGAGCGCAACGAGCUGCGGCUGACCAACGACCGCUUGGAGAGCAAGAUCUCGGAGCUGACCUCGGAGCUGACCGACGAGAGGAACACCGGAGAGUCGGCCUCCCAGCUCCUGGACAGUGAGACCGCAGAGCGCCUGCGAGCAGAGAGGGACAUGAAGGACCUGCAGGCUAAGUAUGAUGCGCUCAAGAAGCAGAUGGACUCCAUGGAGAUGGAGGUGAUGGAGGCCCGUCUCAUCCGUGCUGCUGAGCUCAACGGCGAGAUGGACGACGAUGACUCAGGUGGUGAGUGGCGUCUGAAGUACGAGCGUGCCGUCCGCGAGAUCGAUUUCACCAAAAAGCGCUUGCAGCAGGAGUUUGAGGACAAGCUGGAGGUGGAACAGCAGAGCAAGAGGCAGCUGGAGAGACGGCUGACUGACUUGCAAGCAGACAGCGAGGAGAGCCAGCGGGCUUUGCAGAUGCUGAAGAAGAAGUGCCAGCGGCUGACGGCUGAGCUGCAGGACACCAAACUGCACCUGGAAGGCCAGCAGGGCCGCAAUCAUGAGCUGGAGAAGAAGCAGCGCAGGUUUGACAGUGAGCUCUCGCAAGCGCGUGAGGAGGCCCAUUGUGAGAAGCUGGCCCGUGAGAACCUGGCCCGUGAGAAGGACAUGCUCAUCGCCGAGGUGUUCAGCCUCAAGCAGCAGCUCGAGGAGAAGGACUCUAGCAUCGCCAGCUUAACCCAGAAAGUGGAGUCCCUGGAGGCCGAGCUGCAGGACCUCUCCUCCCAGGAGUCCAAAGAUGAAGCCUCCCUGGCCAAAAUCCGGAAGCAGCUCCGGGAGCUGGAAGCCAAGGCCAAAGACCAAGAGGAGGAGCUGGAUGAGCAGGCGGGCACCAUCCAGAUGUUGGAGCAGGCCAAACUCCGGUUGGAGAUGGAGAUGGAGAGGCUUCGGCAGACGCACUCCAAGGAGGUGGAGAGCCGUGACGAGGAAGUGGAGGAGAUCAGACAGUCCUGCCAGAAGAAGCUGAAGCAGAUGGAGAUGCAGCUGGAGGAGGAGUACGAGGAGAAGCAGAGGGUGCUGAGAGAGAAAAGAGAUCUGGAAGGGAAGCUGGCAGCCGUCAGUGACCAGGUCAACCAACGGGACUUUGAGACGGAAAAGCGGCUGCGGAAGGAUUUGAAGCGCACCAAGGCCCUCUUGGCCGAUGCUCAGGUCAUGCUGGACCACCUGAAAAACAAUGCGCCCAGCAAGCGGGAGAUUGCGCAGCUGAAGAAUCAGCUGGAGGAGUCGGAGUUCACGUGCGCAGCUGCCGUCAAGGCUCGCAAGUCGAUGGAGGUUGAGAUUGAGGACCUGCAUCUGCAGAUUGACGAUCUUUCCAAGGCCAAGGCAGCGUUGGAGGAACAGCUGAGCCGUCUGCAGAGGGAGAAGAAUGAAGUUCAGAGCCGCCUAGAGGAGGAUCAAGAGGACAUGAAUGAGCUCAUGAAGAAGCACAAGGCAGCUGUCGCUCAGGCCUCCCGGGACCUGGCCCAGAUCAACGAUCUCCAGUCACAGCUGGAAGAAGCCAAUAAGGAGAAGCAGGAGCUCCAGGAGAAGCUGCAAGGGCUCCAGAGCCAGCUGGAAUUCCUCGAGCAGUCCAUGGUAGACAAAUCUUUGGUCAGCAGGCAGGAGGCCAAGAUCCGCGAGCUGGAGACGCGGCUGGAGUUCGAGAGGACGCAAGUGAAGCGCCUUGAGAGCUUGGCCACCCGGCUGAAGGAGAACAUGGAGAAGCUGACGGAGGAGUGUGGCCAGCGCACAGCGGCUGAGAACAGGGGGAAGGAGCAGAACAAGCGCCUUCAGCGCCAGCUGCGGGACACCAAGGAGGAGAUGGCCGAGCUGGCGAAAAAGGAGGCAGAGGCCAGCCGCAAGAAACACGAACUGGAGAUGGAUCUGGAGAGCUUAGAAGCCGCUAACCAGAGCUUGCAGUCAGACCUGAAGCUGGCUUUCAAGCGGAUUGGGGACCUGCAGGCUGCCAUUGAGGAUGAAAUGGAGAGUGACGAUAAUGAAGAUCUUAUCAACAGCCUACAGGACAUGGUGACUAAGUACCAGAAGCGCAGGAAUAAGCUCGAGGGUGACUCAGAUGCUGAUUCGGAGCUUGAAGACCGUGUGGAUGGCGUGAAGUCUUGGCUAUCCAAGAACAAAGGCUCUUCCAAGACGGUCUCUGAAGACGGCAGCCUGAAGGGCAGCAGCCCCCCAGGCUAUCGGAAAUCAUUUACCUACGACAAAUCAGACGAGGAGCGGGACAUCUUUGACAGCACACACAGGUCCAAGUACUCCUCCCGGAGCUGCCUGAGCGACAGUGACUCGGAGAGCAAGCCAGCAGAAACCACAGCGUAGCCCCAGGCAAGGAGCAGGCUGGCAGGUGGUGCACCCUUCAUUUCCCGACCCUCCUGCUCUGCGAUGGGGGUGCCCUUUGCCCAGUGCACUGCCUGGUAGAGUGUCUCUCUCUGCCGCCAGCUGGGGGUGCCACAUGAUCACUGUCCUCUUGUGUGGUAGAGAAAGACAAAGACUUUGCAAGGCCACUUGUCUCUCCCAGGGAAGGGAAGGGUGGGGGGCAGGGAGGCCUGACCAUUGCUCAGUUGCAGUGUCCCCCCCAACCAACCCCAACCAAUUUCAGACUGACCUGUGUGUGCCGGAUGGAUUUUGCGCUCCUGCCAAGCUCUCCUCUGGUGGCCCAGUCUGCAGCUGCAGGACGGUUCCAUUGACUGCAGAGGACACCACCCUCCUCCUCCUCCUCACUUCGUGUGUGUGUCAACAUGUGUGUCUGGGGCGGGGGAGCCUUUAUGCAGUGCCUGCCCAUUUUAUGUCACAAUUUUAAAUCCAUUCUGACCCUUGUGUGGUGUCCCAGGAAGCGAGAGCGUACCCCUUUUCUCUUUUGUUCAAAACAUUUUUUAGAAAGUUGAGCCAAAAAGUACGCAUGCACGCACAUACGUGCAGACACACAGGCGUGCUCCCCCCAUCCCUUCUUUUCCUCCACUGGGGGAAUAAAGAAAAUGGGGGGGAAACCAUUUCACCAGUAGAGUGCCAUGCACUGCACGGUUGUGCUUCAUGCCACAACAUUCUCCCUUCCCACAUUUUCUUGCACUUGGUUUCUGGGGGGAUGAGGGGGGUGGGGCUGCCACCUCCUCCAUCCGAGCGUCCCUGCAGCUCCAUAUCUCCAGGGACGUUUCCAAAGGAACCUGGAAGCAAAAACUAUUCUUCCAGCCCUUUGCCAUAACCACGCACGCACCGCCACCACACGCAUUACACACGGGAUCCAAAAGCUGGGCUGAGUCCCCCCCCCUUCCUUUUUCUCACAGGAGGUCUGGUAACCAAAACACCUGAAUCAUUCACACGCCUUUGCUUGAUUUUUUUUUUUGCAAGCAUUUAGCUGCUGUUGCUGAUGCUUGUUUCUCUGGCAGACUUUCCAGAGGAGUUUCUUCACGCACCUCCUUCCAAAGACACACAUCACACUCGAGGCCAGGAGCACCCCCACCCCCACGAACCAAAAUCAACUCACUUAAAGCCCUUGCUAAGUUAUACACAAGACUGGACUCAUCAAGCUCUGAUGGGGUGGGGAGGAAGGGGGGACUCCCUGCCUUGCCAGGCUCCUCUCUCUGGUCUGGGUUUGGUUUCUGUUUGGGGUUUUGCACUACUACAGUUGUGCGUUUGAUUUUUUAAUUAUUAUUAUGUUUUGCCCCUUCCCGUGUCUGUCGACUUUAAAUAAGAAAAUAAAUAUCAUUUACGGCUGGUGAA
Rhineura floridana is the source of this 7876-nucleotide messenger RNA. It is a transcript of the gene MYO18A, whose product is annotated as myosin XVIIIA. Lineage: Eukaryota; Metazoa; Chordata; Lepidosauria; Squamata; Rhineuridae. Gene Ontology annotation, molecular function: protein binding; ATP binding; cytoskeletal motor activity. The record is from RefSeq and is a predicted model, not a curated record. The coding region runs from base 266 to 6478 and encodes 2070 amino acids. The transcript has 43 exons. Gene Ontology annotation, cellular component: myosin complex.